ACAGAGGGCUUGCACGAAUCCUCUCUGCUCUCCUCCAUUCCGUCUCGGAUUUGGAUGUCAUGCCACCGGAUUUUCUUCAUUUAUCAGCUGUUUGCAUUCCUGUGACAAGCGCGCCGGGGUUAUUUUAAGGGUAGGAGAUCCCUCUCGACGGCAACAUUACAGGGGCCAUUGUGCUUGGAGCUGGAUGUUCAGUUUCACUAGUCUUGAUGAUGUCAUCAACUAAGGAAUCAAGGAGAGAUCUCAGGGGAGAGAUGGGGAGAAACCUGUGACAGUCAGUGGAAUUACCUGAUGCAGACGAAAGCCCUUGGCAUCUGUUAUCAAUAUAGAUGGAGAGAGAUCUCCAUUAGCCCCAUUAACUACUUUCAGUCGCAUCAAGAUUGAGCAAAUCAGUGGCAUUGACCUUUAGGAGCAGUGAUGGCAACUUGCAGCACCUUUCACUCUGAUUGGAUAGACUUGUAGCAUGCGUUCCCUACGUAAGACUGUGCUGUUAGCUCUGGUAGCAUCAGUGGUGCUGGUUUUGGCUGUACUACACUCCUGGCCUACUCGAGUCUACAGCACUGUGGAUGUCAGGUACAGACCAGGCCCUGGAGCUGAACGGCUGCUGGAGGAGAGGCUUCCAGAGCCGGAUCCGAGUGCGAGCACCAUUCCUUAUCAUGUGAGGGAGAGUGUGGCCAGGCUCCUAGCUCGGAAUGGGUGCGUGUGUGAAGGAGAGAGUAGAGGGGUCAACUUGCCCUUUGCCCAACUGUUGUUCCCUCGAGUGUCUGCCCACCCCCUGCACACUGCUUUUCAGGCCUCCCAGCUCCAUGAGAUGAAGAGACGGCGCGCCAAAGAGUACCAGAGCUUCCAAAUGAGGUCACAGACUCCAGCUGAUCAGCUGAUUGUAGCUGAAGCUAACAGCCCCCUGCAGUACCCAACACAAGGUGUGGAGGUUCGGCCACUUAAAACUAUCCUUAUACCAGGUUUGGCCUUAAAAGAGCUACCCAGAGGUGUCCACAACCUGAACUUCUCAGCAUCUCUGGGCACGUUUAAUGUGGCAGCGGAGGUGGAGGGGGUAAAGGUCAGAGGUGAUGGCGAGAUGCACAUGACCCUGAGCAGCAGCCUUUUACUCAGUCUAAAUCGUCAGCUCCAGUUCAUCACCUAUACUAACACUCUGUUCCACCCCAGCACUGCUGAAACAGUGCAGUUAGAAACAGAAGGACAUCAAGCUCUUUUCACCAUCAAGAUCCGUCAUGGAGUAACACCCAAACUCUACAAUACAGGGUCUGAUGCAGAUAAAGAGUACAACAUUAGCGCUCUUGUGACUAUAGCAACUAAAACCUUCUUGCGCUAUGACAAGCUCCAGGAUUUAAUUGACAGCAUACGACGGUACUACCCAACUGUCACAAUAGUGAUAGCAGAUGACAGUGAACACCCGAAAACGGUGUCAGGCCCAUAUAUUGAACAUUACAUAAUGCCCUUUGGAAAGGGCUGGUUUGCUGGUCGUAAUCUAGCCGUGUCACAGGUCACCACCAAGUAUGUGCUCUGGGUGGAUGAUGACUUCAUCUUCACUUCCAACACAAAGCUGGAGAAGCUGGUGGAUGUGCUGGAGAAAACCACACUUGACCUGGUUGGAGGAGCAGUACGUGAAGCUACAGGCUACACUGCCACCUACAGGCAGACAAUCUCAAUUGACGCAGGAGAGGAAGACGGGGACUGUCUGCACAUGAGGCGUGGAUUCCACCACAUCAUCCAGGGCUUUCCUCACUGCGUGGUUACUGAUGGAGUAAUCAACUUCUUCCUUGCCAGGACAGACAAGGUGCAGCAAGUUGGGUUUGACCCUCGGCUAGCCCGUGUUGCACAUCUGGAGUUUUUCAUUGAUGGGCUUGGCUCCCUGCAUGUUGGAUCAUGCGAUGAUGUCAUCGUGAACCACGCCACUAAGAUCAAGCUUCCAUGGGGCCAGUCAGAAAGCGACAAAACAUAUGCGAAGUUCCGUUACCCCCCUGCUUCAUCUGAUGCGACGCACACCAAAAAUGGCCUCUUGUACUUCAAAAACCGCUUCCAGUGUCUAACACACAACUGAACAAACCUUGACUGUGCCCUCUGUCCCUUACUCUCAUUCUCCCUCAGACGAACACUCUCUCCCUGAGUAGCUAAAGGGGCCUGUGAUGAGACUUUAGGUGUGGUGCAUAUGUACUCUGUGUAGUUCCAUGUGAAUAUUGGAGAGUUCAAAUAGAUAUCUUCUUUUGGAAGUUAUAAUGUGAUCAAACAUGACUGACAGAUGAGAUGCGCAGUGAUGGAUAAUUAACAUUUUUUUGAUAACAGAUGAAUUGAUGUCGUAUUUUUGUGUCUUUUCCCUUAAGCUUUAUUUUGGUUCAGAAGAAUUCUUUAGAUACAGAUCAAACCAUUCCGUAAAUUAUGCAUAUCAAUUCAGCCAUACUUUUCUCCUCAGUCAAUUAUGUUUAAAUAUCACAUUUAACUGAUGGGACUACAGAAGAAACUUUCAUUUGAAACUGAAGAACAAAGAGAAGACUGUGGAGGUAAAUGUUUUGAACCAUGGCUUUUACAUUUUUAAAUCCAGUUCAAAGGAAGAUACCUUCUUAGGGACAUUCACAUGGAAUGUCUCAUCAGCUCCCUGCCUGGCAUUAACUGUGCGUACAUGUGUAUGUUUCAUUGAGGGUCAUCUCUCUGUACGUUUGCACUAAAAACAAAUGGACUUAAAAUUGGAGAGACUGGAACCUCAGCUUCACUAAAAGAAGGAACAGAUUUAAUAUCAUAAGCAAACCACAGACAAUCCAACAUCUGUCUGUCUGUCUGCUCUCUCUCUCUCUCUCUCUCUCUCUCUCUCUCUCUCUCUCUCUCUCUCUCUCUCUCUUUUUAAAAAAAUAAUACAUAGUUAAAAAUAUUUCUAACAAUCUGCCUUUGAAUAUUUUUUCAUUUCUAAAGAGUGACUGUGCCAAAGGCUUAAUCACUGUCCUGGUAUGACUUAAUUAUUUAAUUUAUUUUUUUCUUUUAUGUUAGCGUUUCGUCAAUUCUGGGGUCUCGUUUUAAUGGCAUCCCUUACCAAACCCACUCUGCAUGCAACCUGGUUUCAAUAGCAGUAGAGUUGUCUGAUCUGUGGUUCAGCAAUAUGAAGUCAAAAUCCACUUCUGCUAUGUCUUUUACAAAGUGGCUUUUUCCAGAUUUUGUCAAUCAUGAGUGGAAACUAAUUAAAGUCCAAUGGCACUUACCAUAAAGUCACUUUGUGUGUGUGUGCGCGCGUGCGUGCUUUUCAUUUAAACAGUUUUAAAAAGGGUCCAGUCACUGCACCUUUUGCUAUCCAGAAUGGCUAAGAUCAUUAACUAACCAAAAUCAACACUUUUUAAAUGAAACAUUUCAGGGUAAAUUGCGUAGAUGUGGAAAGAAUUAAGAUUUUCCUUUAACACUCUAUUCCACAUGGUAAUAGUUAUAGUAAAGUCAUCAAAGGUUUGAAAUACAAACGGAAGAAUUUAUAUUGUUCAGUGACCAAAAAACAAAUAACCAAUUACUAUUGAGGAAAAUAAAAUAAACAAAUGAAAACUAUUUAUAUAGUUUAUAUAUUUUAGAUACUUUUAAGUAGCCAUACUUUGUCUAGUAUGCUAGGUGAAAUUUAGCUUCUUUCUGAUCCAACUCAUUAGUUAAAAAAAAAAUUAUGUAUUUUGUUUAGAAAUUCAUACAUGGGCACAAUUUAUAUUUGUCCACAAAAAAAUUAUAAUAAUAAUUUUAACAUCCAAGAAUAAGACUUUUGAUCAAAAGGUCUUUAUGAUCAUAAAACACAUCCAGUAAAGCUUGUCCAAGCCUUUAACUGGCCCUGAAAAUUAAGAAAUGACCUCUACAGACAAUAUGCAGCCUCCUUCUGAAGAGUUAAAUCAUGUAAGAAACAGGUGUAAUUGCACUCUAUUUCAAUGUACUGUAUUCUUGCAAAUGAUUUUAGUUGUAUCAUACAAUGUUUCUUUGUGUAUUGUUUGGGUGUAUUUAAGAGAGAGAGAGUGAGAGAGAGAAAUAAGUAGAAGUUUUAAACGACACUGAGUGGGCCUUUUAGUGCUCCUAAACAGCACGAAGCCUGUAAGACUGAUUCCUGCAUUACACAUCGAACCACAAAUACUGCAAAUUAUGUUGAAAAUUAUGGACUUGUCAAAGAUUUUACCUUUGUGUCUGAGUGUGUGUUUGUAUGUGUGAUUGUUCUCUUCACAUGCUCUGUUAUAACCUGACUAAAAAUGGUGCCAUACAGGAGUAAAAUAGUGCAUGGCUAUCCAUAAAGCCUUAAAAGAGAUUAAGGAAAUAAGAAUUCAGUGUGACAAAACAAAUGAGAGAAUCAGCUGGAAUGAAUUAAUUAAAUGAGUACACAGGUCAAAUGUAACAUGAAAUGGUGCAUUUAUGAAAAGAAAAUGCAUUAAAUACGAACACUUGUGCACUUUUGUAUUCUGAAUGCCAUGUGGCUCCCCUCAAAACGCAGAACAAAUAGUACAAAUUGUUUCAGCAUUAAUUUAGUCACUGAGCUUAUUUUCUUCCUAAAAAAAAAGUUAAAUAUUGGGGAAUGCGGCCUUACAAUUCUAAGUAAAGAGUUGCAAAGAUGAUGUUUGAAUGCUUCAGUUUACCUGCCCUGUAUAUUCAGGUGAUAAGCAUGUACGUCACAAGAGAGCAUGCAAAAGCAAAGGAGCAAGAUUAUGUGAUUCUUUUGUUUCAGGUUAGCUUAAUUUGAUGGGGCGUGAACUUGAACAGAUGAUACACUGCAAGAUAUACAGUAAUUGUCUCAUUAAGUAUUUUUGUCUUGUUUUACAGUGAGAGUAACUUUACAUCCUUACAAGAUACAUUUAUUAGCAGAUUAUACUUGCUUUGAGAGAGUAUAUCUUGAAUUAAGUUUCUUUUUUUUACCCCAAUGCAAUGCUAAAAAAAGAAAAGAAAAAAAAAACAUUAUUGUCUUAAGCAUAUGCUUCACUAAAUUUUGUUAAAUUUUUACUUAAAAAUUACUCAGGUAAAUUGAUGUUGUUUUAAGGAUGUUUAGAUAUUUUCACUGGGGGUAAAAAGACAAAAAUACCAAAAACUGUUUGCAGUGUAUAGUGAGCUAAAUAUCUAAAAAGACACUUAGGCUGUGUAUUAAAUGAUGAGAUUGACUUUUUGAUUCCUUUUUUACUAUAUGUUGCUCAAAUGCCACCCUUCCUCCUACUACUCUCACUUCAUUGCACUGACACAGUCCCCUCAUCACUGGGUUCCUCACAGUAUCUGCAUGAAAAUAAAAAAAUGUUCUGUUGGUGUUUUGAAUCUCUACCAUUUGGUAUCUAAUCAUCUGAUCUUUUUUUUUUUUUUUUAAAGGAAGCUAUUAUAGUAUGCAAAAGCCCCUGAAAUAUGAA
Molecule: messenger RNA, 5345 nt
Organism: Xyrauchen texanus (razorback sucker)
Lineage: Eukaryota; Metazoa; Chordata; Actinopteri; Cypriniformes; Catostomidae
Gene: b4galnt1b
Product: beta-1,4-N-acetyl-galactosaminyl transferase 1b
Exons: 13
Coding region: 461-2059 (532 amino acids)
Biological process (GO): ganglioside biosynthetic process
Cellular component (GO): Golgi membrane
Molecular function (GO): hexosyltransferase activity
Source: RefSeq, a predicted model, not a curated record